Colletes gigas is the source of this 5526-nucleotide messenger RNA. It is a transcript of the gene sns, whose product is annotated as nephrin. The record is from RefSeq and is a predicted model, not a curated record. Gene Ontology annotation, molecular function: cell adhesion molecule binding. The transcript has 18 exons. Bases 1232 to 5248 code for a protein of 1338 amino acids. Gene Ontology annotation, cellular component: cell-cell junction. NCBI's taxonomy places the organism in Eukaryota, Metazoa, Arthropoda, Insecta, Hymenoptera, Colletidae. Gene Ontology annotation, biological process: cell-cell adhesion.
UACGUGCGAGUUUUAUUUCUUCGUCCCGCGAUUCAGUGACGAGUACGUGUUCGUAACAGUCUCCUUUAGAUUACAAGUGAUACGUGAAUCGCACGCUGCCUCUCGACGGAUAAUAACAAGUGGCAAGCGCGGAAAACUGGCGGACAGUCGUUGGAAAAUCGACAUCGGUGAAAUACCAGCGAGGAGUAGGACUCCGAGCGUGCAUGGAAACCGGCGAAGAAGAGGGAUGAUCGUUGACACUCUCCGUGUCCACGAACGGACGACGUCGAACGUGAAAUAAAAAUUGAUCUGUCUUGGAUAUCGAGCGGCGAUCGUCGACCCGUAGAUAGCGAAUGAGUUUCGAAGCAGUGUUACCGCGUUCUUUGACAGUUCACCUGUUACAAACGGAGUCGCGGUUCAGUGUCAAUCCUCCACACGUUGAAUCGAUCGAUCUCUCGAACGUGUUGAUCGUGAACCUGUGCCGUUCCUGUGACAUCCCGCUAUUGGAUACGAGUACGUGGUGCGUGUUACAAGCAGAAAGUGUGCCGGAAAAACGCGGGUACACCGGGAAUCCCGAGGAUCCGUCGAAGUGCGCGAAACGGGGCAACGGUUACGGAAAGAUCGUUUCGUGACAUUCGAGAUACACGGCUGGCACGAACCGCGUGCGUGCAAUCGCGUUCGUUUCGAUCCCUCGUUUCGAUUUAUCUGUCCGAGCCAAUGGGACCGGUCCAUCGAGAGUGACGAACGAAGAUUCGCGAUUAUUCGUUACGUUUCGACGGAAGUGGGAUAUACGUGAGAAUCGUUUGGCACGGUGUCGCGUGUAAAAAGACCGGCGACCGAGCCUGACGAAAGAUACUUGCGGACGACGAUCCCUCGCGGCGAAGCUUGUUACACUUUUGUGAUGAAUACUCGAGUUCGGAGUGGUUAAGAGCUUUUCGAGUGAAAUCACUGGUGAAACGUUCGAAGUGGCGUGUACUUUGUGAAAAGUACUUCAUGAAUGCGACGGAAAGGUUAACCGUUAAACGUGAAAUCGAUUUCCGUUGAAAUCUGCCUCGCCGCGGACACUUUUUAAUGCCGAUCCCAGCGCGAUAAGCGACAGUAAUAUUGUGAAGCGUGGACCGUGAAACGACCUUUUCUCCUCUCGCGAACGAAAAUACGUUCGAUUGUAUGAAAGUGACCCCCAGUGCUUACAUACGUUCUAUCGUGUUCGGUGUGUUCAUCUAUGUUCCUGUAGCGGACUAUCGAGCUGACCAUGAAGGACUACGGAACGAAACCAUCGACGAUGAGGCUGAUCCUGUUUUUCGCCGUUUUUUCUGCGACGACUCUCGUAAAAGGUGAAGGAGGCCAGUACUUUCGAGUCAGGCCACGAAACAGCUCGGUCGUGGAAGGUGGUGAAGUAACGAUACCUUGCGAGGUAGGAAACAGAGUCGGCAUUGUGCAGUGGGUUAAAGAUGGCUUUGCUUACGUCAUACAACAAACCGGAGAAAUUGUUGGACACCCGAGAUUGAGACUAAUAGGAGAUCAAAACGCCGGUAUCUACAACCUGAGAAUUACCAAUGCUUCUGUGAUGGAUGAUGGCGAAUACCAGUGCCAAGUUGGACCAUUUUUACGUACCAAACCGAUCCGUGCCAACGCUCACCUCAUCGUCAUAUCACGACCGCAGAAGGUUGAAAUUAGCAACUAUCCGAACGAGGAGAAGAUCGAGGUGAAGGUUGGGGAAACGAGGCGGUUGGAAUGCAUCGUUCGAUCGGCGAAACCAGCUGCCUCGAUCGUCUGGUACCGCGCAAAUGUGCAAAUCAAAGGGGGUGACACGAUCAUUACGCCGAUUUCCAUCGAGGGUGACAAAAAGCUGCAGAAGCCUGGCGAAAAUAAGAAAGAAUUGCUCAAAUACGACACCCACGGUUCCAUUACCAUCGUCCCCACCGCGGAUGACAAUGACAUAGACUACACCUGCGAAGCCAAUCAUCCCGCUAUACCUCUCGGCUUGCCUUUGAGAGACACCAUCAAACUCUCUGUGUUUUAUCUACCUGGCACGCCGUACAUCGAGGGAUAUACGGAAGGCGAGACGGUGAAGCGUGGACAGCAGCUGGAGCUAACAUGCCGAUCGCGUGGCGGAAACCCACCUGCGCAGAUCGUCUGGUACAGGAACAACGAGCAGGUGAUGACGGUGUAUCGCACCAAAAACAGCGUCUCCGAGAGCGUAUUGUCGAUCGUCGCGAAAGCCCAGGACAACAACGCCAGAUACAGAUGCGAGGUGUCCAACAUCAUGAGCGUCGAGCCCAUGAAAGUUCACGUCGAUCUCACCGUGCUCUUCGCUCCGUCCGGGGCGACGAUCACCGGGCCCACGGAGGCGAAAGCCGACGAGCAAGUGGUAAUGACUUGCACGACUGAGAACUCGAAUCCGCCGUCGGACAUAAGAUGGAACGUCGACGGUCACAAUUUAGAAAGUAACGCCUCGAGGACCGAGCCGGCGCCUCAGGGCGGAUGGAUUACCACGUCCAACGUGACGUUCACCAUUAAUCGCACCAGCCGCAACAUCGUCGUGAUAUGCGACGCGUCGAACGUCAAACUCACGGAGAACGUCGUCAAAGCGCACACCAUAACAGUGAUUUACCCGCCGUCGCAACUGAGUAUCACCGGUUACGCGGAAGGGACGAGGAUAGACGCUGGCACGGUGCUGAAUCUGAUGUGCACCGCCAUCUCGGGAAAUCCCCCGGCCAACCUGACUUGGUACAAGAACAACAUAAAGAUGUCUGGAAUCAAGAGAUUGAGAGAUCGUCCUAUGUCGUCCAGCGAGCUGACGAUGCUCGUUAAUGCAUCGGACAACGAUGCACGCAUACGAUGCGAGGGAUCGAAUUCUGCCACCGAAAUUCCUCUGGUUGAAACGUUCACCUUAAAAGUCAACUUCCCGCCAGACAAAGUGAAGAUCUCACGGGAACCCCAGGACUUGCACGCGGGCCAAGAGGGUCGUAUCAUUUGCGAAUCGAGCAGCAGCUACCCGGCGGCAGAAAUGUCGUGGUGGAAGGGCGGUAUUCCGGUUCAGGGAACCAAAAAUGGCACUAAACCCGGCUUACACGGAGGGUAUCUGUCGUUCGUCGAACUCACGUUGGACGUCACGGAAGAUAUGAACGGCGAGGUGUACACUUGCCAAGCGAGAAACAAUCAAAUGGAGAGAUCAAUUCACGAUGCUACAACCCUGGACGUGUUGUACAAGCCGAUAUUCUCCACGAUAGAGCCCCACGAGUUAAUCGGAAUGGAAGGCGAACCGUUCGUGAUUUCUGUCUCUGCUAUGAGCAAUCCCAAUGAAAUAACAUACACGUGGACCAGAGACGGAUUGCCGUUGGUCAGCAACAGUAGGAGGAUAUCCGUUCGCGGCUCGAUGUUAAACGUUACCAAACUGGAUCGCCACGACGCUGGAACGUACAUAUGCGAAGCCUCCAACGAAGAAGGAACGACGUUCUAUCAAUUAAAUCUGACCGUUCAAUACUCUGCAAAGAUAAAAGGCACCUCGGCUUCCGGUAUAGUGUAUCCUCCAGGUGUCGAGGCAAAAUUGUUCUGCGAGGUGGAUGGCAGCCCCAUAGGAGACGAAUACGUCACGUGGCAGAAAGUUGGCUCGAACUCGGAGCUCUCCGGACGGUACUCGACCUCUUUCAUCAACAAAACUUCUUAUCUGCACAUUGAAAAUCCAGAUCAGGAAGACGUCGGAGAAUAUCAAUGCAAAGUGAACAAUGGAAUCGGCAACGUCACCUCCGAGCCUAUUCUGUUCGUCACUAACUUCAAACCGCAAAUGAUGAACACACCUCUGACGAGAAGAGCGGCCGCGAACAAGGGGAUAAACGUGCAGCUGUUUUGCAAAGCGCGUGGCUCGCCGUUGCCACGGUUCGCUUGGACUUUCAACGGGAAGACCUUGUUACCGAACGUGACGGAACACAAGUACAGCAUCACACACACGGACUUAAGCGAACUAUUUUCCGAAUCGACGCUGACCAUUCUGAGCGUGACGUCCCUCGACUAUGGGAAAUACGAAUGCCGAGCGAUGAACAGCAUGGGACAGUCGACGGAUAUCAUACAUUUGGACGUCACGUCACCGCCGGACAAACCAACCGAUCUAGAGGUCUAUAACGUUACCCACGAUACCGUCACUCUUAUGUGGAAGAGAGGAUUCGACGGGGGCUUACCGACAUCCUACCAAAUACGUUGGAGAGAGGCACUCGACUACGAGGAUCGAUACCACUAUGUAGACAUUGCCCCGGGAGUAUAUAAAACCACGAUAACCGGACUGUCCCUGGGGACUUACUAUGUGUUCAGCGUGAAAGCCAUUAACAAGAAAGGAGACAGUGGCUUCCUUCCCGAUCUUGUCAAAGUUCAGACGCUCCGGGAGGCACCACCUACCGACGUGACAUCCAGCGAGAUUAAUUCUUCCUACAUCAUCGUCAUUAUCAUCACUGUUUCCGCCUCUGUUUGCCUACUCAUUGCUGCGCCCAUAGUCUUUGCUACAUUAAAAUCGAAAAAGAAGGCUCAACGUUCCGGGCUUAACAAAUCCCAGACAGCGGAUAUGUACGCACCGUCCACCGUCAAUGGAGACACCAUGACCGGUGAAUUAAGUUCGGUAUCGGACGAGAAGAGCGACGUUAACUUCGACACUAACGAUUACGUGGACGAAGGCCGAAAAACAGCAGCUAGCACGUAUUUAAUAGAUCAAACUAUGCAAGAUUUUGGGAAAGGGAACUUGGAGAUGCAGGUACAUCAUCAGGGAACUCUUGGUCGUCGUAGCAACCAUAUUCAACCACCCAUGAGUAUGGACUCGCCGCCACAGCGAACCACAGCCAGUGGGACACUUUCUGUUUCGAAAUCGAGUUACAUCGGAAACCCAAGUCCAGCGCCGCCGAACGACGUGAACUUCUACAGCGUGGAGAUCGACAACGGACGAUACAUGGGAUACGAGACGAACCACAGUCCCAUUCCGGUGGUGGAGCCGGGCUCGGGAGCGUACUAUCCAUCCAUGAGUCCCACGGGGCACAUCGUGUCGGGCCACUUGAACACCGGAACCGGAACGCUGACGCGCAGUCGAACCUUGCCGCGUCCGGUUCCGCCGCCCGACGUCACCGUGAUGACGGCGGGAUCGAAAUCACCGAUACCGCCCUCGGUGCCCCCGCCACCGACGACCUUCGCGCGAUCGGUAUCCGGCAAUCCUCACACUCACGGCCACCCGCUGUCGACAUUCACCCCAACGCCGACCUAUUCCGACAUCGACGGCCAUCUUGUCUGAGGAUCGCCCAUCUUCGGCCCGAGUUCGGUGCGCGGCAAAUACCGCGCCGUACCACGGGACGAGACUAUUACCGUUACAGAAAGAACCACCCGGCUCUAAUCGGAAUGCUCGUGGAUAAACUGAAACGGAUUCUACGGCCUCAUUCGACGUUACCGGCGUCGACGAUCUCGGGUCAAGUCGCACGCGUGGGGAAGCUGUGCGGCGACGCUCGCGGAAGUUUCGUGUGGGUGUUCCGACGACUUCUUUGAACAUGAAAGAAAGUAAGAAGCAUGUAAAUA